AUGGCAGCACGCUCAUCCCUUUAUGUUUCUACUCAAGGGAGCGAUGAACACCAAGAUGGUGGCUUUAUUCAGGAAAUGAGUCGGUAUAGCAACUUGAGCCUUCGACUAGCUCGUGAGCUUGCACCACAAACAACCGAUGUAAUCAUGUGGCUUGCUCAUGAGAACCUGCAACUUAUGACACUCCUCGAAGGAGAAGCAAGUCUAGGAGUUUGGCGACGGGUUGGUGACCUCGCUACGGAUCUACUAGCAUUAGAUUUGAAUCGGGAAGCAACAUACUCAGCUACGCCAUUCUUCGUGGCUGAGUGUCGAAGAAGAAAUUUUGCGAGGGCUUAUUAUCUGGAUAAAGCAUUUGCGGCGGUUUUUAAUCGACCACCUCGAAUAAUUGCUUGUCACGCCGAUUGCAAACUACCAUUGGAUUUACCAGAUGACAACCUUUUUUUGCCACCAGACCAGUUAAAAAAUGCCAGAUAUAGCCUUACGCCAGACGGCUGGAAUACAGAUGGGAAGCAUAUUAGUGCAACUUGGCUUCGAAUAAGGUACAUUUUAGCAGAGUUUUUUGAAGAGAUAGUCGAAUAUCAAUUUCGAUCGAUACAAACUGCCGAUGCUAUGAAACUUAGGUUAAUUGGCCCUGGCGAUGGUAACUCGACUCCCCAACCGGAAUUGCUUGAAGUGUCAGCGAAUAUGUUGGAAACGGUCAUACAAAUGACGAAUUAUCGCAAGAGGGCGACAUUUUCGCCUCGUGAUUUGUCUGGAAUUCUUCUGUCAUACGGCUUGCCAUGCGCCAUAAUUGUUGCAAACGCAAUGGAGACCGCCAUCCAAGAUACAUCAAAGGGGAUAGAACUUCCGUUGGGCAUCAAAGCAUCGAACCUCAUUCGAAACCUUUCUGUCUUGGUGACUCAACUUGAAAAUGUUUCGAGUCCCAGUGAGACAAACCAAGUAUUUUGUCUCAAAGCAUCUCAAGCUAUCUCGCGCAAGCUUGAUCGCAUCUUAGAUCGCUUUAAUGGAACAGCCGAUUCUGCAAUUCCUGAGCCAGUAUUGACACCUUUGCUAAGCAGCGGAUCGUCUGCGGCAAUAGUGGAUAUUGACACGACUGGAUUUGCGGAUUUUGAUCAUUUUGAUCUGGCAGAUUGGGCAAUUGAUUUCGAUAUGAACAGCAUAAUUGACGAGUGA
Penicillium angulare is the source of this 1170-nucleotide messenger RNA. RefSeq names its product fungal specific transcription factor domain-containing protein. The record is from RefSeq and is a predicted model, not a curated record. Gene Ontology annotation, cellular component: nucleus. Gene Ontology annotation, biological process: DNA-templated transcription. The transcript is spliced from 4 exons. NCBI's taxonomy places the organism in Eukaryota, Fungi, Ascomycota, Eurotiomycetes, Eurotiales, Aspergillaceae. Bases 1 to 1170 code for a protein of 389 amino acids. Gene Ontology annotation, molecular function: zinc ion binding; DNA binding.